This is a messenger RNA of Aspergillus wentii DTO 134E9, 1124 nucleotides long. Its product is annotated as homocysteine S-methyltransferase family protein. The transcript has a single exon. Lineage: Eukaryota; Fungi; Ascomycota; Eurotiomycetes; Eurotiales; Aspergillaceae. The record is from RefSeq and is a predicted model, not a curated record. Gene Ontology annotation, molecular function: S-adenosylmethionine-homocysteine S-methyltransferase activity. Bases 66 to 1103 code for a protein of 345 amino acids. Gene Ontology annotation, biological process: S-methylmethionine cycle.
CGACACUCCAACAAUUCAAUCCAUCCACCAACCUCAUCCCUAAUAAGAAAUCAAGAUAUCAGAAAAUGCCACCAAUCCUCAUCCUCGACGGCGGCCUCGGAACCACCCUCCAACUCGCCCCGCACAACAUCACCUUCACCCCCGAAACGCCCCUCUGGUCAUCGCACCUCCUCCUCUCCUCCCCCUCCACCCUCAACGCCGUCCACCGCGCCUUCGUCUCCUCCGGCGCCGACAUCCUCCUCACAGCAACCUACCAAACCAGCUUCGAGGGAUUCACACGUACAGAUGAGAAGCUCACCCACGCCGAUGCAGGGCGAUACAUGCGCUCCGCCGUCUCUCUCGCGCGCGUUGCGUUUGGCAGUGAUCGCCCCGCCCGCGUCGCGUUAUCGCUCGGUCCGUACGGCGCGACCAUGGUUCCUGUUUCGGCGGAAUAUUCGGGGCUAUAUCCUGCUGGGAUGAAUGGUGAGGGGCCGUUGAGGGAGUGGCAUACGGCAAGGUUGGGCGUGUUCGCGGAGGAUAAGGCGACGUGGGAGGGGCUGGAAUAUAUUGCGUUUGAGACGGUGAAGAGAGCGGAUGAAGUGAGGGCGAUUCGUGGGACGAUGCAGGAGGUGUUGUCGAUUGCGUCGAGAAAGCCGUGGUGGAUUUGUGGUGUUUUCCCGGAUGAAGAAGUGAAGGAGGAGGAUAUCCGGGAGUGGGUGCAGGCGGCGGUUGGCGGGGAUGUCUCGCCCCGUCCGUGGGGAAUUGGCGUGAAUUGUUCUAAGAUCAGCAAUCUCGGACGGAUCGUGGAUAUCAUGCAGGAUGAGGUGACGAGGUUGAGUGCUGCAGGACAGUUUGUUGAUGAGUGGAGUGCUACCUCUGGACGGCCGUGGUUGGUGCUGUAUCCUGAUGGAACGCGGGGAGAGCGAUACGAUCCUGUUUCGAAGGAAUGGGUGAAGACUGGCGAUGAUACGCAGACAAAGCCGUGGGAGCAUGUGUUUUGCGAUGUCGUCAAGGAUAUCAAGGAGGGUGAAUGGGAGGGCGUCAUUAUGGGUGGAUGCUGUCGGACAGGGCCAAAGGAGAUUGCGGCAUUGAAGCAGCAGGUGGAGGAGAGCAUCACUGUAUAGUUUGUAUACAUAUUAAAAAAC